This is a messenger RNA of Pyricularia grisea, 1716 nucleotides long. RefSeq lists its product as uncharacterized. Gene Ontology annotation, molecular function: zinc ion binding; DNA-binding transcription factor activity, RNA polymerase II-specific. The transcript has 3 exons. The record is from RefSeq and is a predicted model, not a curated record. Gene Ontology annotation, cellular component: nucleus. Bases 230 to 1654 code for a protein of 474 amino acids. NCBI's taxonomy places the organism in Eukaryota, Fungi, Ascomycota, Sordariomycetes, Magnaporthales, Pyriculariaceae.
CUAUCUUCACCGUUAUCCUUUGAUUAAGAUACUGCUUUGCCACAUCAUUCCCGACAUUCUCGUCUCAGUAGAAAACAAACAUCGAGACUCUUUUCUGCGGUAGACAAUCCAUCUCAUUUCAAAGGGGACAACUUACUUUCAUUUCUGACAUCAGGUCGAGUGACUUGAACGAAUUGUACCCUGGCCGAUUGACAGGCCGGUUAUCAUACGAUAAACGCAAACCGAAAAGAUGAGCUCGCCUACUAGCAAGUCAGCCACCGCUUCAAAGCCCACAACCACAUCCGACCAGGGUUCACAGCCAAAGCACCGAGCCUGCGAUGAGUGUCGGUCGCGCAAGUUGGCAUGUACCAAGGAGCCCGAAGGCUGCGCGCGCUGCAAGAAGGAGGGUAUAAAAUGCCACUACUCUCCUCAGAAGCAAAUGGGACGACCCCGUAAACGACAGCAUGUCGAAAUUUCGGAAGAAACCGAACGCAGCCAUAGCGAAGAUGCUGUGGCCGCUGCAGUAGCUGCAGAUUUCUCUUUUAUGGAUGCUACAGCUGGUGACGAGUUUGAUCUGUUCAGCUUAAUGGAGCCGUACAUACCAGAAGCUGUUCCAGAGCAGCAGACAUCUCAGCAAAUACCAGUGGACCCUAGCCUGAAUGUGGCAGACUUGAACUCCUUAGGCUACUGGGAAGGUUUAUCCACUGCAAGUGACAGUGGCAGCAAUUCGACGUUGGUCAUGACAGGUCCGUCUCUUGAAGACAGCUUUCUGUCGGGUUCUGCAUCACAAAACUUGCAGUCAAGCAACGGGCACAUCACGGAUUCUUUCUCAACAUAUGACACUCUGAGAGUCCCAGAAACGGCGCCAUACCCAACGUUGGAAAAUACGACACAUUCAGCUCCAUCGGACACAAGUCACGACGCAGCAUCCGAGGUUUGCGGUAGCCACUUUGCGACAGACCCCGGCCCACCCUGCGGCUGUCUGGCAAAGCUGUACCUGGCACUGGACUCCCUGCAAAACCUGCCAGCAGAAGUCGGGCCGGCGAUGGCGUGUGCCCGCAGCGCAGCAAAGACCGCAUACGGGGUGACCGAGUGCCCGUCCUGCAGCCCACCCGCCCUCGCCAGCCCGACCUUCCGCGCCUCUGUCCAGGCGUAUCAGAACAUGUUGAUACUGGGUGCUCUCCUCCCGUCCAUCGCCAACGCAUACCACCGGAUCCUGGCCAUGGUUGACGCUGAGGUGGCAAGGGCGACGGUUCAGGGUCGCGAGAUUCCCUUUUCGCUCCAGCAGUACGGAGGGCUCUGGGGUAGGCUCGGCACCGAUGCCUGCAGCAACGUCGCCGCACUCGAGAGGCAGACGCUGGCGCCCAUCAUGUGGAGGACCACCGUCCGCGCCCUGCUCAGGGUCGACGUGUACGGUUACAAGUUUGCAGGCCAGACCGGCGAUAACUCGAUCAAGACCUUGGCCCGGCGCCAGGUCGGGUUGAGGGAUAUCGUUGACUACCUGUUAGAGAGGCAGAGGAUGCGACACGCAAUGAUUGAUGAUCUUUGCGCAUCCGGGAAAAUGAUACAAUCCCAGUUGCACGGACACCAACCUACACCCCCCGGAGAAAAGCACAACUGCGAACGGAUUCUCGAGGUUGCGAGGAUAUCCAUUGAACAUCUUGUCAUUUCUUGAGAGGCAGGAGGGAUCAUCCGCGAGCUAGAUCAUGGAAACAUACUGAACGAGGUCACUUCGAG